Talpa occidentalis (Iberian mole) is the source of this 2790-nucleotide messenger RNA. It is a transcript of the gene EMP1, whose product is annotated as epithelial membrane protein 1. Lineage: Eukaryota; Metazoa; Chordata; Mammalia; Eulipotyphla; Talpidae. The record is from RefSeq and is a predicted model, not a curated record. Gene Ontology annotation, cellular component: plasma membrane. The transcript is spliced from 5 exons. The coding region runs from base 344 to 823 and encodes 159 amino acids.
GCGGUCUGAGUCAGAGGGAGCCUACAACAGGCUUCUUUGAAUUGAUGGCUCACUCCUGGCCCUUUUGACUGACUGCCAACCGAGCAGGGCGUAGCUUACCAACAUUUUUUUUUUUUUUUAAAGCCAGACUGAUUCAUAGAAACUCCUUUAAAACACAGUGCAAAGAAUCCGCCCAUCCCACACCCCGGCACACCAGCUCAGGAAACUUAUAACCUCGGGAGGCAGGUCCCUCCCUCACUGCGGUCACAUACCUCCACCAGAGCGGACAGCAGCCGCCAGCUCCUGCCACUCGGUCUCCGGGCCCCUCAGAACUCUCCUUGCUCCAAGUCAUCGAAAAACCAAGAUGUUGGUCUUACUGGCUUCAAUCUUUGUGGUCCACAUCGCCACGGCCAUCAUGCUGUUUGUCUCCACCAUUGCCAACGUCUGGGUGGUUUCUGAUUUUGAAAAAGCAUCAGCAGGCCUUUGGAAAAUCUGUACGGGUAGCAGCUGCAAUGCAACUCUGCCAUAUAGCAAUCAAGAUGCCCUCAAAGCAGUGCAGGCCUUCAUGAUCCUCGCCAUCAUCUUCUGUGUCAUCUCCCUUGUGAUCUUCGUGUUCCAGCUCUUCACCCUGGAGAAAGGAAACCGCUUCUUCUUCUCGGGAGCCACCAUGCUGGUGUGCUGGCUGUGCAUUCUGGUCGGCGUGUCCAUCUACACUCAUCAUUAUGCCAAUGGUAAAAGUACGUUCACGAAAAGUCACCAUGGAUACUGCUUCAUCCUGACCUGGAUCUGCUUCUGCUUCAGCCUCAUUGUCGGCAUCGUCCACCUGGUCCUGAGAAAGAAAUGAGGCCAAAUACAUUUAUGGGCAUCUGGGGGGUGGGGAUGAGGAAGCAGUUGAAUGUGGGAGGGAAAUGGAAGUUUCUAUGCAAGAAAAUCCAGGAUAGGGAAGGGGGACAGGGGAGGGGAAUCCAGGGUGGGAGAGGUUGAAACCCAAACUGUUACAGAAAAGUUCUCUACUCUUGAGCCAAGCCUUGGGAGAAAGUAGCUGGCUAGUACUUCCAUGCUCCCUGGAAAGGGGUCAGAGAACUUCUUUCCAGCCUCCAGGCUGGGCCUUCAGCUGUUCUUGGUCACAUGCACUGCCUAGGGCCCACCAGCCCCACACUGCUGGCUCCAGUUCUAAGGGCGGCUUCUGAGCCUUGCACUGAGGACCUCAGAGCUGUGAUACCAAGUUAAAAUAGCGGUACAGGGCCAGCACGAACAGAUACUGUUUUGUGCUGAAUUGACUCUGCCUGAAAGCCAUCCCGCCCUUCUGACCUAUAGCAAAAAGCAUCACAUUCUAGUCUGAAGAGCCCGUAGGAUGCCUCGGCCCUGAGCCAGUGUCUGUCUUUAGAGCAGAUACUUAGUUCUGGAAUUCAGUGGUAUUUGUGACAAAAUGGGAGGAAGAGAGAGCAUCCUCAGGCCAUGGUGGUGAACUAGCUAGACCAAGAAAGAGAACUUUUCAGAAUAGAAGGCUGGGGCAUGGUCACAAGCUGGACCAGACCCCACACAGCCAUCCCAUGUGGAGGCCUCUUGCAGUGGAGUUAGCUGGCCCCUCACUUCCAGCCCUGGCAUGUCUGGAGUUCCUAUAAAGCCAUUCUUAACCCAUUCAGUUAUUAACCAAAGCUCCACACAAAUGAAAGGAAAAAGGAGCAGUCUUGUAACAGUGUGACGUCAGGGCUCCCCGGCUGGGUGGUAGCUCUAGUUUUGACAGUUACUGGAGCAGUUGGUCACCUUUCAGAGGACCUGAUGAUCCCACAUCACAAUCAAGGCAAGACAGUUUGGAAGCUGAUUAAAACACUCAUGAACUAAAACUAAAAUGCUUGGGUGAAAGGUGCUAUAGAAUUGUAAAGUAUUAAGCAUGCUAGAUUUUGGUGAUAAGAAUAGAGUGCCUGCACUCCCAGGAAAAUAAAAUUCCCAUGAGAUACAUAAAAAGAGGUGAUGGGCAAAUAGAUAUUUUCUUUAAGCAAAAAAAAAAAAAAAAAAAAAAAAAGUAAAAGCUCCUGUGGUGCCCAGUUUGACGGCUGUCUGCUACCACUGAGGCAUUUCUACAAAGGACUUAGAAGUAGUGUGUUAAUCCUGGUUCAGCAGGCAUUGCUCUGGCCUGGAGCAGCUAUUUUAAGCCAUCUCAGAUUCUGCCUAAAGGGGUUUAAGAGAGAAAAGGAAUUUUCUUUAUUUCCUUGAGAAGAUCUAUCCCAGGGAGAAUCUGAGGUAUCUUGCCUAUUUUCUUUCUCCCAGCUCUCUCCUCAUCCCAUUCCUUAUAUACUUUUCCUUUGGGGGAGUUGCCAUGCCAUGAUUGCUGGUAUUUAUGUAAAAGGACUAUUACUAAGUAUAUUUCUCUGUGUUCAUUCUGUCGAAGGAAAUGUUGAGAGGAGACUAUCAAAUGAUCGAGGUGAGGCAUUGAGAGAUUAGCAAGCAAAAACAUUGGAGCGAUGAACUUUUAAUUAUGAUUGAGUUAUCAUGGGAUUAUAGAAGGCUGUCUUGUGUGCAGAAACAUACUUAAAUAUCAGAUAUAUCCAAAGAGAUACUUGCGAUAUGUUAAGAAAUCAGACUUGACUAGAGUGAACCAUAUAUUUCCUUGUCUUUUACUUUGUUUCUGUGACAUUUAUGUUUCAUGUAAUUUGCAUUACAUUGGUUGGUUGUUCUAGUACUGUAUCUGGCUUCUUUAAUAGACUGAUAUUUCAUAUACUAUAAUUGUAAAUAUUUUGAUACAAAUGUUUAUAACUUUGGGGAAAAUAAAACAGAUUCUGGUUCCCUUCACUGUGUAAAUGUUUCCUU